This is a messenger RNA of Leishmania mexicana MHOM/GT/2001/U1103, 972 nucleotides long. Its product is annotated as putative N-acyl-L-amino acid amidohydrolase. The coding region runs from base 1 to 972 and encodes 323 amino acids. The record is from RefSeq and is a predicted model, not a curated record. Gene Ontology annotation, molecular function: hydrolase activity. The transcript has a single exon. NCBI's taxonomy places the organism in Eukaryota, Euglenozoa, Kinetoplastea, Trypanosomatida, Trypanosomatidae.
AUGAUGGCACUGCGCGCUGACAUGGACGCGCUGCCGGGGGACGAGGAGACGGAUUUGUCGUUCAAGUCGCAGAACAAGGGCGCGAUGCACGCGUGCGGACACGACGCGCACACGGCGAUGCUGCUGAGCGCUGCGAAGGUGAUCUGCGCGCAUCAGGCGGACAUUAAGGGCAGCGUGCGGUUCAUUUUCCAGCACGCCGAGGAGCUGCUGCCCGGCGGCGCGAAGGACCUUGUUGCCGCCGGCGUGAUGGAGGGCGUGAAGAGCAUCUUCGGCAUGCACUGCUCACCGCGGUACGAGGCGGGCACGGUUGGUCUGAUGCCCGGCAUCAACACGAGCUACACGGAUUUCUUCAAACUGGUAAUCUGCGGUCGUGGCGGCCACGCGUCGACCCCGCAGCUUCUUGUGGACCCCGUGCCGAUAACCGCCGAGAUCGUGAUGGCGAUCCAGACGAUUACUGCGCGCAAGAUUGACCCGAGGGUGGUGCCUGUUGUGUCGAUCACGACGAUGACGACGGGACCGAAUGAGAGCCACAACGUGAUUCCUAACGAGGUGAAGCUGAUGGGGACUGUGCGGUCGCGGGACAAGGCCGUGCGUGAGCAGGUGCCGCGCGACAUUGAGCGUCUUGCGUCGAAUAUUGCUGCCGCCCACGGCGCGGCGGCAACGUUGGACUUCACGUUCGGGUACGACUGCUGCGACAACGACCCUGAGGUAACUGCGCAGGUGCGAUGCAUCGCCGAGCGAAUUCUUGGUUCUGCCAACAUCAUCGACCCCAAGGUGCCGCUCUAUGGUGGUGAGGACUUCUCUGCGUACCAGCUGAAGAAGCCCGGCUGCUUCCUGUGGCUGGGUACGGCCAACAAGUCGCAAGGUAUUUGCGAGAUGUGCCACUCGACGAAGUUUCGUGUCGAUGAGACCGCGCUCCCGAUUGGUGUUAGCUUCCACGUGGGCUACGUGUACGACAACGUAAUGGCGUAA